Messenger RNA from Pseudomassariella vexata, 4491 nucleotides. RefSeq names its product C2 domain-containing protein. The transcript has 4 exons. NCBI's taxonomy places the organism in Eukaryota, Fungi, Ascomycota, Sordariomycetes, Amphisphaeriales, Pseudomassariaceae. The record is from RefSeq and is a predicted model, not a curated record. Gene Ontology annotation, molecular function: lipid binding. The coding region runs from base 1 to 4491 and encodes 1496 amino acids.
AUGGCUACAGAGCAAUCGGCUGCGGAGCUGAAGCAGCAAGGUGCUAUUGAAGCUGCUGGCAACCCCGACUCCUACGUUACCGCCGACGAUGCCCAGAAGAAGAUGGUCGAGGAGAGCAAGAAUGCCGGAGUAGCGGCAUUUUCCUUCGACCCCGACGCGAGCCCUGAAGAGAAGAAGCGACAGGCCAAAGCGGCCAUUCCCGACGAGCUUCGCCAUCACCGUCCAAUAGGGGUAGCUAUAGCUACUGACAUCGACGAUGGAACCAAAGCCGAAUACGCCCUUCCAUCACCUUCGAAAGCCGGAGCGCUUGAUAUUCAUACGGACAAGGAUGGCAAACCAGUUGCCGAUGGCACAGGUCCCGAAGGCGAAGAAGAAGACUUGGCGAGCAAAGUUGGCUGGACGCAACAGUACGGCUGGCCUUCCGAGAGCGUUUUCGCCGGCGAGAGCAUGCUGGAUCAUCAGACAUGGCUCGAAGGACAAGUCCCCGACAGUUACUAUGGUGAUUGGUACCAUAAUUCAGCCAUCAUCAUCUUCGCCUGUAUCUCCUCCUGGCUCAUUGCCGUACUUGGUGGCGGCUUGGCCUGGGUAUUCAUCAUCAUGGCCAUCUGCUCGACGUAUUACCGCACAUCGAUUCGACGAGUUCGGCGAAACUUCCGCGACGAUGUCACUCGAGAGCUGGCGCUGAAGAAGCUAGACACUGACGAGGAAUCUUUGGAGUGGAUCAACUCGUUUUUGGUCAAGUUCUGGCCCAUUUACCAACCAGUCCUCGCCCAGACUAUCAUCAACUCGGUUGACCAGGUCUUAAGCUCCGCCACCCCGGCUUUCCUUGAUAGUUUGAAGUUGAAGACGUUCACUCUCGGUUCUAAGCCACCGCGUAUGGAACAUGUCAAGACCUACCCCAAAGUUGAAGACGACACUGUGGUCAUGGAUUGGAAAUUCAGCUUUACCCCAAACGACACUGCCGACAUGACGGCGCGCCAAGUCAAGAACAAGAUUAACCCAAAGAUCGUCUUGGAGAUUCGAGUAGGCAAGGCCAUGAUUAGCAAAGGACUCGAUGUCAUUGUCGCGGACAUGGCAUUCUCGGGGACCAUGCGUCUCAAGAUCAAGCUUCAGUUCCCUUUCCCACACAUUGAGAAGGUGGAGAUGAGUUUCUUGGACCGACCUGCGAUCGACUAUGUUUGCAAACCCCUCGGCGGGGAUACUUUCGGCUUUGAUAUCAACUUCAUCCCUGGUCUGGAGAGCUUUAUCCUCGAGCAGAUCCACGGUAACCUCGCUCCUAUGAUGUACGCUCCCAAUGUCUUCCCUAUCGAGGUGGCGAAGAUGUUGGCAGGAACACCCGUCGACCAGGCCAUCGGCGUGGUUGCCGUGACGCUGCAUGGUGCUCAGGGUCUCAAGAACCCGGACAACUUCUCUGGGAACCCCGAUCCGUAUGCUGUAUUUACUUUGAACAAGCGCGCACCUCUCGCCCAGUCGAAGACCGUCAAAGACACAGGCAACCCGCGCUGGAACGAGACGCAUUACAUCAUCAUAUCGUCCUUCAACGAUUCCCUUGACGUCAUGGUCUAUGAUUACAAUGAGUUCCGCAAAGAUAAGGAACUCGGUGUCGCUUCAUUCGCGCUUGAGCAACUGGAAGAGUUGAACGUGUUCGAGAACGAACGACUGGAGGUCACUGCAAAUGGAAAAGCCCGUGGCGUCAUUACUGCCGACUUCCGCUUCUUUCCGGUGCUGGAGGAGACGAAACUACCUGAUGGCACCAUCGAACCUCCGCCAGAGUCUAACACCGGCAUUUUACGAUACACUGUUGAGCAGGCAAAAGACCUAGACGGCACGAAGAGCUUGGUUGGCUUGCUCAACCCCUACGCUUGUCUGCUAUUGAACGAAAAGGAGAUUCACACGACAAAGAAGCUCAAGCGCACAAACAACCCAAUCUGGGAUAACGGCUCGAAGGAAAUUCUCAUCACCGACCGUAAGAAGGCUAAGUUGGGUCUGGCCAUCAAAGAUGACCGUGAACUCUCCGGAGAUCAGGUCAUCGGUACCCACCAGAUCAAACUGAACGAUAUGUUGGAGAUGAUGGAACAAGGCAAAGAUUGGUACAACCUCUCAGGAGUGAAGACAGGACGUGUCAAGAUCACGGCACAAUGGAAGCCCGUUACGCUGUCUGGCGUCCUUGCAUCAAGUGGAGGCUAUCAGACGCCAAUUGGCGUUAUGCGAUUGCAUUUCAAGAGCGCCAAAGGGCUUCGCAACCUCGAGACCAUGGGCAAAUCGGAUCCGUAUGUCCGUGUUGUGCUGUCAGGCAUUGAGAAGGCCCGAACCGUCACCCACCGCAACACGCUUGAUCCCGAAUGGGACGAGGUCCUGUACAUUCCGAUGCAUUCUUCCCGCGAUCGGUUGCACUUGGAAGUCAUGGAUGCCGAGAAACUGGGCAAGGAUCGCAGCUUGGGACUUAUCGAGCUUCUCGCCAGCGAUUACAUUCAGCAGGAACAGGAUGGCGAGUAUCUUGUCCACGACAUGAAAGAAAACCGCCAGGACGGCCUUCGUCUGCAUGGAAAGGGCGUCGAAAAGGGUAUUCUCAGCUACAAUGUUGCGUUCUAUCCCUGCUUGAAUAUUGCCGAUCCGGAUGAUGAAGAGGAAGAAGAGGAAGAGGAGCCGACCGAAGCGGCAAAACAGAGACUUGAUGUUCCGCGAUCCGCAGACGCUGGUAAAAUACCUUCGCUUGACAGGAGCCUUGAGAAGGAGCCAACUACACCCGUCUCGCCUACGAUGCCAAGGUCUCCAACAUCCCCAGCUUUCUCUACGCCUGGCAGAAAAUCUCGGGACAUCCCAAGAGAGGCUCCCAAAAUCCGCCUUUCGCCAGAAGAGCUUCUUAAGCACGAGUCUGGUUUCCUCAUUUUCAAGCUUAUGGAGAGCGAGAUGCCCAAGAGUGAUACUCACUUAGAAGUGUACGUUGAUGAUAUGCUAUAUCCCUCGUAUGUAUCUGGCACCGCAAAGAACAAGGUGUUCAAGUUCGACGAGCUUGGCGACUGUUUCAUCCGUGAGCUAGACUUUUCUCGGCUUACUCUCAAGGUGAGAGAGAAGCGCGAGAAGCCUGGCGAGGAGAGAGACGAAGACCACACUGUGGCUCGUUUGGCAGGCAACACGCUGGAUACUCUCAAGCAAUGUCUGAACAACCCAACCGUGCUCAAGCUCAAGGACGAAGAGAACAGGACCGCGACAGUGAAGGUCAGCUUGAAGUAUAUACCUGUCAAGAUGCGACUUGACCCCAGUGAAAGUAUAAACAACAUGGGCAACCUGCGCGUCGACAUUCUUGACGCAGCAGACCUGCCCGCUGCCGACUCUAAUGGCAAGAGUGAUCCGUACGCGAAGUUUGUGUUCAACGGCCAGGAUGUGUUCAAGACCAAGACUCAGAAGAAAACGCUCCACCCAGUCUGGAAUGAGUUCUUUGAGAUGGCUGUUCCGUCUCGAACCGCUGCCGAAUUCCAUGUCAACAUUUAUGACUACGACUUUGCGGACAAGCCUGACUUCCUAGGUGGUGCCGACAUAAAUCUUGAGCAGCUUGACCCCUUUCAGGCCAAGGAAGUCAAGUUGCUCCUGGAUGGGAAGUCCGGCUCAAUCAGGUUGCGGCUGUUGUUCCGACCUGAUUACGUAACUCGUUCCCGCAUGGGCACGUCGACGUUUUCUGGGACUUUUAGUGUCCCAGGUAGAAUUGUCACCGGUGUGGCAGGUGCUCCGAUCAAAGGAGGGGCAGCUGUUGUUGGGGGCAUCGGUCAUGGAGUUGGCAAAGGUGCUAGUUUCAUCAAGCGUGGCUUCAAGGGCGGUAAAAAGGAAGAUGAUCAAAACGGGACUCCCAUCACGCCCAGUGCCCCAGACAUUCCGGCUAUCGUGACUAACGGCGAGUCACCGCCUCUAAUGCCCGCUCCUAUGCUGAAGCGCCCGACGACUGGAGUUGGACGUGAUGGCGCCGAAUCGCCGGAAAGCCCACCCGGCACGGCCAACGGCAACCGGCAUCAUCGUGCGCCAAGUAUGGGUGGUCUUUCCGUUCACAGUCUUGCACCUGGCAGUGCUGGCUCGGGCACAGCAACAUUCCUGGUGGUGUCGGCAUCAGGCUUCCCGCCCUCUGCGGAUGUCUAUGUGACCAUUCGGCAAUUAACGCCUAAGGAACGCGCAGUGGGCAAGACAAAGCACCACAAGUCGCCUCAGGGAUUGGUACGCUUCGAUGAAACCUUCAAACACACCUGCAAUGCCGACACGCAAUUCCGCAUCGAGGUCAAGGACCACAACACGUUUGGCAGCGACGAUGACCUCGGAGAGGCUCUGUACUUCGUUGAUGACACGGCGUCGGGCAGUGAGAAGGAGAUCAAGGUCGGGUCUGGUUCGGUGAUCAUGAAGAGCUCGUUCGUGGAAACCCAGGCCGAAAGUCCACGUGCAGGGAUUAGGCGGUCGUUCCUCAGCAAGAGGGAGACGCGAGGCAGUCGUGAGGUCACGCCGAGUUAG